This is a messenger RNA of Galeopterus variegatus (Sunda flying lemur), 658 nucleotides long. Its product is annotated as lithostathine-like. The record is from RefSeq and is a predicted model, not a curated record. Gene Ontology annotation, biological process: positive regulation of cell population proliferation; response to peptide hormone; antimicrobial humoral immune response mediated by antimicrobial peptide. Gene Ontology annotation, molecular function: oligosaccharide binding; signaling receptor activity; peptidoglycan binding. The transcript is spliced from 4 exons. The coding region runs from base 14 to 658 and encodes 214 amino acids. NCBI's taxonomy places the organism in Eukaryota, Metazoa, Chordata, Mammalia, Dermoptera, Cynocephalidae.
AGUGCUGCCCCCCAUGGCCCUCACCAGCAUGUCCUGGGUGCUGCUCUCCUGCCUGAUGCUUCUCUCUCAGGUCCAAGGUGAAGACGCCCGGAAGGAACUGCCCUCUGCACGGAUCAGCUGUCCCAAAGGCUCCAAGGCCUACGCCUCCCACUGCUAUGCCUUGUUCACGACACCAAAAUCUUGGGUGGAUGCAGAUCUUGCUUGCCAGAAGCGGCCCUCGGGACACCUCGUGUCUGUGCUCAGUGGGGCUGAGGCAUCCUUUGUGUCCUCCCUGGUCAAGAACACUGUGAACACCUUCUCCUACAUCUGGAUUGGGCUCCAUGACCCCACGCAGACUCCACAAGCCAUGGAGUUAGGCCCUAUGGCUCCAGGCACCAGUCCAGUACCUACAGACAUAGGAUCCAGGUCAGCCCUCACAGACCUUGGACUCUGGUAUGCUCCCAUGGACUUAGAUUCCAGUUCCACCUUAGGCAAGCCUGCCCUCACAGUCCCAGUUUCCAGGCCUACCCCAGUAGACCCAGUCAAUAGGUUUACCCCAGUGGACCCUGGCACCAGGCCCAACCCUGCGGACCGAGGUACAGGUACCAGGCCAGGCUGCAAAGGACUCCAAAAUCAACGUCCCAGUUUCCAGGCCUACCCCAGUAGACCCAGUCAAUAG